AUGCGACGUCGAAUCCUGCGCAAUGACAUGGCAAACUUCGUAAGACAAUCAAUUGUUAUGGUGUCCCUUUCGUUCGUCGUGAUUAAGCUCAUACUGACUGUCGUCAGAAGAAAGGAACUAAGGGCUAUCUUCGAUGGAAUAGACGAAGAUUAUGAGAAGUUUAACAGUUUACCAGAAGAAUUACAUCCAAUAAUUAUGGAAACAAUAAACAAGACUAAAACUCUUGAAAAGAUAUGGAUUAUUGUGGUCACUGUCACUGCAUCUUCGUACCCUGUACUAGCUGGUGCCUGGACGAUUUAUUCUCAAUUUUUUUCAGAUAAUCCAAGAAGAUUCAUGAUUCAUGAAACUGCGGCUGCUGAAGUGGCAAAUAUAGCUUACAGCUGUUCCUGGGAAUCUGUCCAAGACAUGGAUAUACGGAAAUCAAUCUGCAUGAUUAUAACUAAAGCUCAGAUACCAAUUCACCUGAGGGCUUUAGAUAUGCUCACUUUUAAUAUGGAGAUGUUUGUAUCGAUUUUGCAAACUGCCUACUCAAUGUACACUCUACUGAGAUCA
This is a messenger RNA of Brenthis ino (lesser marbled fritillary), 552 nucleotides long. The record is from the annotation of a GenBank genome assembly. Lineage: Eukaryota; Metazoa; Arthropoda; Insecta; Lepidoptera; Nymphalidae.